UUAUUAUUACAGCAUCGACUGGAUAUAAAACCUUGAGGAGUUUGAGAGAGCAGGAAGGCGGCCUGUGGUGCACGUCAGGAUAUGGACGCCCCUGGUGUCCCCAUGCACCUGCUGCAGACCCUUUCCGCCAGACCCGAGCUUUAUGCAACAACGUUUGGAAGCCCUGGUGUAACUCCAUCUGAUGGCCACAUCAUGGGCAGCAGUAGCUACCCUGAUAUUGACAUCGGGCAGAGAAAAGGCACUACUGCGCACCAAAAAAGGCAAGACAAGAAGAUCGGAGAGCUGGAGAGAGAGGUGGCGUCUCUGAAGGCGCAGGAGAAGGCACGUCAAGCCAAGAAGGAUCUGGAGAGAAGGACGCAGACGGAGAGAUUCAGGGCGGAGUCGAAGCAGAGAGGACGGCAAGUAGAGCGCAUGACAGCGGAGAUCGAGCGGCAAGAACGCGUGCAGGAGAUGCAGAGGAAGAGGAUGGAGAUGGACCUGCUCAGCAUGAAGAUGGUGAUGUGUGCAGUGGAGCGCCGAGGAGGUGCGGAGGUGGAGUGGCUGAGGGCCGAGCUGUACAGGAAGAGGGCCGAGAUGAGGAGUCUUGCGGAGAGGACCGUGACAGGAGGCCUACAUCACACACAGGUGGAUGAAGUAGAGCUGUUAGAGAGAAAGUCAGCAGAGCUGAUGAAGAGGAUUGAAAUGGAUAGAAGUCAGAAUGCAGAAUUGGAGAGAAACGCGAAAGAACACACAGAGAGAAAGAAUGAGGAGUUGAAACGGGAAAGAGAGGAGGAAGAGCUGAGAUUGGAGAAACUGGUAAUGAAGAGAAUCGAUGAGGAGAGAAAGAAUGAGAAGUUGAAACAGGAAAGAAAAGAGGAAGAGGAGAGAUUGGAGAAGCUGGUAGUGAAGAGAAUCGAUGAGGAGAGAAAGAAUGAGAAGUUGAAACAGGAAAGAAAAGAGGAAGAGGAGAGAUUGGAGAAGCUGGUAAUGAAGAGAAUCGAUGAGCAGAGAAAGAAUGAGAAGUUGAAACAGGAAAGAAAAGAGGAAGAGGAGAGAAUGGAGAAGCUGGUAAUGAAGAGAAUCGAUGAGCAGAGAAAGAAUGAGAAGUUGAAACAGGAAAGAAAAGAGGAAACUGAGAGAUUGGAGAAGUUGAAACAGGAAACAGAGGAGGAAGAGCAGAGAUUGCAGAAGAUGGUGGAGCUACAAAGAAAAUUUGAGGCGAUAGACAGACGGUCGCAAGAGGAAAGAGAGGGAAGAGAGGAGCAGUUUAAGGAGAUGGAGGAAGUGAUUGACGUGGUGCUUAAAGUAACGGAGCUGGAAGGAACAUUGGACGCCUUGAGGAAAGAGAGUUACGACCUCAGUGUGCAGUUAGGCGAAGAAACAAAUGAUGUGGAGAGAAAGAAUGAGAAGAUGAAACGGGAAAGAGAGGAGGAAGAACAGAGAUUAGAGGACGUCAAACUGGAAAGAGAGGAGAGAUUGGAGAAGAUGAUGGAGCUACGGAGAAAAUCUGAGGCGAUAGAAAGACGGUCGCAGGAAAGAGAGGAAAGAGAGGAGGAAGCACAGUUUAAAGAGAUGGAGGAAUUGAUUGACGAGGUGCUGAAGGUCACAGAGCUGGAGCGAACAUUGGACGCCUUGAGGAAAGAAAGUUACAACCUCAGUGUGCAGUUAGGCGAAGAAACAAACGGUGUGAAGUUGGACACAGAGAAGCUGACACUGCAAGAAAUGGAGAGAUUGGAGAAGGUGAAACAGGAAAGAGAGGGGGAAGAGCAGAGGUUGCAGAAGAUGAUGGAGCUACGGAGAAAAUCUGAGGCGAUAGUCAAACGGUCGCCAGACAAAAGAGCGGAGCAGUUUAAAGAGAUGGAGGACCUGAUUGACGUGGUGCUGAAGGUCUCUGAGCUGGAGGGAACAUUGGACGCCUUGAGGAAAGAAAAUCACAACCUCAGUGUGCACUUAGGCGAAGAGACAAACGGUGAGGAGUUGGACACAGAGAAGCUGACACUGGAAGGGGUGGAGAUGAGCAAAAGAGAGGAGCAAAAAGACACAAAGAGAACAGAUAUGGAGAGAGGGCUGCUAGCGGAGACAACAUGCACACAGACAAUGGAGGUGAAGCUGAAAAGACAGGAUAAGCAGAGAUGGAGGAAAGAGGAGGAGACGCCGCCGACAACCUCGCACAACCAAGCGUUGGGGAAAGUCACAGCAGAUACCGUGGAGCUAAAGAAGGAUGAAAAGAAAAAACUGAUAGAGGAGAUGAAGAACAACAAUAAUAACGGGCAACAAGAGAGGAUCAGAGAGAUGGGACUAGAGGAGGCCGUCCAAAGAGAAAAGGAGUUCGAGAGGGAAGAGAAAACAAUGAAAAAAAUAACGAUGGUGAAAAAAGAAAAGAAAGGAGGAAAGAGAAUACUGAGGUGGCUGAAGAAGAGACUGGGGAUUUAACACACACACACACACACACACACACACACACACACACACA
Molecule: messenger RNA, 2452 nt
Organism: Engraulis encrasicolus (European anchovy)
Lineage: Eukaryota; Metazoa; Chordata; Actinopteri; Clupeiformes; Engraulidae
Product: trichohyalin-like
Exons: 3
Coding region: 82-2412 (776 amino acids)
Source: RefSeq, a predicted model, not a curated record